Messenger RNA from Peromyscus eremicus (cactus mouse), 5382 nucleotides. RefSeq names its product zinc finger protein 354C (gene Znf354c). The transcript has 5 exons. Gene Ontology annotation, biological process: regulation of DNA-templated transcription. Bases 158 to 1885 code for a protein of 575 amino acids. NCBI's taxonomy places the organism in Eukaryota, Metazoa, Chordata, Mammalia, Rodentia, Cricetidae. The record is from RefSeq and is a predicted model, not a curated record.
UUCUCUGAGGUUUCUCCUGGUGGCGGGGCAGCUCUCGGCGUUUUGGGGGGGCUCCGGGCCGAGGUGAUCCUGACUGUGCCAGGAGGGCGCAUCUGGGGCAGACAUCCUCGAGACCGCUUGUGCUGAGGGCGGCUGGAGCGAGCGCCGGCGUCCGCAUAUGUGGUCAGCACUCAGCUCUCCUUUGGCAGGAAAACUAAGAAAGGAAAUGGCUGUGGAUUUGCUGGCUGCACGAGGGGCAGAGCCUGUGACGUUCAGGGAUGUGGCCGUGUUCUUCAGCCAGGAUGAGUGGUUGCAUCUGGACUCUGCACAGAGAAGCCUGUACCGGGAGGUGAUGCUGGAGAACUACAGCAGCCUGGCCUCACUGGGGAUCCAGGCUUCUGUACCUCGGGUGAUUGGCAGACUGCAAAAAGGACAAGAUCCCUGCAUAGAACGAGAAGACCCUGAAGACAGCUGCCUAGAUUUCCAGAUCUGGCCAGAGAUAGAAGCAUUGCCUCCCAAACAAGACAUUUUUAUUGAAGAACCAUCUCAUGGGCUAAUAAAGCAUGAGUCCACUGAGGGUGCUCACUGGAAGACCAACUUUGGAGAAGUUGUGAAAUCUGAGAGCCUAAUAGCACAGGAGCAAGAAAAGAAAGUUCAUGAGCAGGGGGCAGCUUCACCCAAGGAAACUGUCAGUGAAGAUGGAAAUCCCACAGGCCCCGAGCUGGGCAAGCCCUUGUUUAUAAAUAAAGGACUUGUCUCACAAGAGAGUGAUCCCCUAGAAAGGGUACCUGGUAUGGAUCGCACUUUGGAGAAAGAUUUACCACAGGAUUUUGAUUUCAUGAGAAGCUUCCAGAUUUACCCAGGACAAAAACCUUAUGUCUGCAGUGAAUGUGGGAAGGGUUUUAGCCAAAGUCUUCAUCUUCUUGAACACCACAGGAUUCACACUGGGGAGAAACCGUACACGUGUAAUGAGUGUGGGAAAAGCUUCAGCCAUAGGUCUUCUCUCCUGGCUCACCAGAGAACGCACACUGGAGAGAAGCCAUACAAAUGCAGUGAGUGUGAGAAAGCAUUCGGCAGCAGUUCCACGCUCAUCAAACACCUGAGGGUGCACACUGGAGAGAAACCUUACCGAUGCCGGGAAUGUGGGAAAGCCUUCAGUCAGUGUUCAACCCUCACUGUGCACCAGAGGAUUCACACUGGGGAGAAGCUCUAUAAAUGUGCCGAGUGUGACAAGGCCUUUAAUUGCAGAGCAAAGCUUCACAGACAUCAGAGAAUCCACACAGGUGAGAAGCCCUAUAAAUGUGCUGAGUGUGGGAAGGGCUACAGUCAGUUUCCAUCCCUAGCCGAACAUCAGAGACUCCAUACUGGAGAACAGCUUUGCCAGUGCUUACAGUGUGGGAGAACCUUCACACGUGUCUCCACCCUUAUUGAACAUCAGAGAAUUCAUACUGGACAGAAACCAUAUCAGUGCACCGAAUGUGGGAAGACCUUCAACCAGUAUUCAUCCUUCAAUGAACAUCGGAAGAUUCAUACUGGGGAGAAACUUUACACAUGUGAAGAAUGUGGGAAAGCCUUUGGCUGUAAAUCAAACCUGUAUCGGCAUCAGAGGAUCCAUACUGGAGAGAAACCCUAUCAGUGUAAUCAGUGUGGAAAGGCCUUCAGCCAGUAUUCAUUCCUAACUGAACACGAGCGAAUCCAUACUGGAGAGAAGCUCUACAAGUGUAUGGAAUGUGGGAAAGCCUAUAGUUACAGGUCAAACCUUUGUAGACACAAAAAAGUCCACCUUAAAGAAAGGCUUUAUAAAUGGAAAGAAUACGGGACACCUUUUAUCUAUGGCUCGUCCCUUACUCCAUAUCAGAAAUUUCUGAGAGGAGACAAGCCUGAGAAUUUUAAUUCAUCCCCCUAAUCCAAGACAGCGACCAGAAGAAUAGUAACUAGAGUUCAAAUCAAAUAGAUUUCAUCUUUUUUACUUGUACAAUAAAUAGUUACUACUAAGUCAUGGAGAGUAAAUAGUGAAAAUACAAAGAAUGGUGAUGUCAGCCGUUUAAGAACUAUUACACAGAAUUUUUUUAAAUCUAUCAUUUUUUAAAUUCAUAGAAAAAGUAUGAAAGGCCUCAUUUAAAAAACAAAAUACAUGAGUAACUAUUGCGUAUAAGCAUUGUGUCAUGAGAUAGUCAUCUCUUUCUGAGAACUUCUGUGUAUGAAUUUUCUUUUCAAGAUAGUCUCUGAAAUAGUUGAUAAUGUGGAGAAUUGUGGGGCCUCAGCCCCUAAAAUGGUGAGCUGGUAUAGAGAAAAACUCCUUUUCAUAAAGAGUCACUACAGAGGAAAAGAAUAAUUUGUUGUGUAACAACAAUAAAGCUCUUUAUGAAAUGCCCCUUAUACAACAUAUAUGUGUGGGUAUGUAUACACAUAUAUGACUCUUAUGUAUAUAUGGUCAUGUCACUCAACAGUGGGGAUACAGUUUGAAAAUGCUUCAUUGGACAGUUUUGUGUUUUAGAGGAACAUCAUUGCAUUUGCACAACCCUAGAUAGUCUGGGUCAGCCAAUCAGUGUGAUCUCUUGAGGUGAUUAACAUACCAUACUUUUUAAAAAAAUGUUGAGAUUAUAAUUUAAUUACAACAUUUUUCCUUUUCAUUUCUCCCUCCAAACUCUCCUAUAUUCCUCCCUACACUCCUUCAAAUGUAUGGCCUCUUUUCUCACUAAUUGUUAUGCAUGCAUACAUCCAUACUUUUUUACAGUAAUUUUUUUUUAUUGGUUUGCUUGUUUAUUUUAGAUAGGGUCUCACUAUGUAGCCUAGGAUGGCCUUGAACUCAUUAUGUAACCUGGUCUGGCUUUGAACUUGCAGUCUUGUUGCAUCAGCCUCCCACUACUGGGAUUAGAGUCUUGAGCCAUCAUGCUUGGUGUAAAUGUUGUUAGUAGGAUGUGUAUACUCUAAAAUAGAGAUAAAAGUAUAGUCCAGCAAAUGCGGAAACUAGUAAUGUAGUUUGUCACCAUCAUCAUGUGUCAUGUGCUGUACAUAGUUGUGUGUGCUGCAAUGUCAUCUGGCUGCCAGCACAAGUGAGUAUUGCAUUGUGCCCAAGGUGUUAUAAUGGUUAUAAAGUCAUGACAGCUCUGAUGUCAUUAGGCAAGUGGGAAUUUUCCAGGCCAGUUAUAGUCUAAUGAGACCACUGUGAUAUAUCUCGUCCUAUCAUUGACCACAACAUCAUCAUAGGCAAAUGCUGCAUGCACAUACUCACAUAUACAUGUGUAUAUGUGUGUGCCAAUGUGUGUACAUAUACACACAAAGAGUUUAAGAAUUGUUUUUUCUCCAUAGUCCUUAAUGACUAAAAAGACUCAGUUUACUAAUUUAGGAUUUACUUUUUCAAACUGAAUGUUUCCCCCAAAGGGAAACUUUGUUUUGCUCUCCUGUAUUUGUAGUGGAUCUGGUUCUUUAUAGCUGAAUAGAGUCUCAGAGCACUGUGGAAGUUGGCCUGAGCAGACACAGGGGCAGACUGCCAUGCAAACAGUACGUUGUAUGUUGUAGAAGGCCAGUGUUGACAGUCUCCUGCUAUGAGUCUAUUAGCACUUUAGGACCAGGAGGGAUUUUCAUUUAUAACCUUUCAAGAAUCAAGGUCUUCAGCUCUGAUGAUCUCUGAGAGUUACAGGUUCAUUUCUAUCCUCAAGGCUCAAAAACACUGUUUGUUUUGUAACCUGUUCAAAUGUUAGUGCUAGCAAUGUAAUCAGCUGUCUUUAGUUUCCCCAGCUCUGCUCUUAGUAGUGGAGUUGAGAACACGCCUCCUUUCCUUCUGUCUCUGAUUGUACCUGCUUCUGUAAUAACUGCUUAAAUUAUCAAAGCCAACGAAGGUCCCGAUGGAGGUAUUGCUUUGGUAUGCUUCCAUGUAAGGCUGCCUUUUUAUUACACAACUUGUAAUGCUUUUUUUUUUUCUUUGUAGUGCUGACGACUGAAUCCAGGGCCUUGUACAUGUUCAGGAGGAGCUCUACCACUGAGCUCUAUCUCCAGCCCUUAGGAUUCAAAUAUAAAGUUAGAGAGGAAUAUUUUAUAUUAAACAAUCUACUCAUCACCUAUUGUUUAUAUCUCCCCUAGUCCACUGGUUUGUCAUUUUAGAAAUUACUCUAAGAGCAUUAAUUAGACCCUUCUGUCUGAGGAAAGAGUUAGAAUUAAGCAGGCAUUCAGCAAAUGUUUCCUGAUUGACUUCUUUUGACUUAUCAGAGUAGUUUUAUGUGUUUGAGUGUAUUUGUAAGAAAAAUAAGGCUUCAAAUGAACCUCAGAAUUUCUUAUGUACCUAGUGGCCAUGAGCAUGCUCAGUGCCCACUUUUGGUUUGCAAAUGCCAUUCACCAUCAAAAGGAUUCAGGACUCCUUGAAGAAAUGACUGAUUUCAUGUUUGGAGCAGGGGGGAAUAUAAGUGAACCUAGAGUAUAUUCUUAUGAUAAAAAACCAUUUUAGAAUUAUUGAUAUAACAUAGAUGGACACAAGCACUAACUUGAAGGUGCAUCCUUUGACCAAACUUAGGAUAUUCCAAACAUCAACAAUACUCAUGACAGGAUUAAAUGUCAUAUUUUCAAAAGGCUAUGGAAAAAAACUUUAUUAGAGUUAUUUGAAGAAAGCCAUCUUUAAAUAUAUAGAAAGCAAUAAGCUUAGAAAAAUCAUUUAACAACUGUCAUUAUUAAGUCUGGCAAAAAAAAUUGAUUGAUGGUAAAACCUAUUACAUGAAAAAGAUUUGCAUAACCCCAAAAGAGCACAGCUAUGAGAUGCAGAAGAAGCACCUGCUUCCAAGCUCUGGUAGGAAGAUUCCCCUUCAUGCGAGCAGCAGCCAUUGUGACUUCUGCUGAGACCAUACAUGCACACUUUAUUAUUUAUGAGACACUGCCAAAACCAAUUAGUGGAAGUCUACAGAAAUCUCUUAUCUAGAUUUACCUUCCUGUUUACAAAGAAUUGAGAAUAACAAGUUAGAGUAUACAGUCAUAGACAAAUCUAGAGUUUGAGACAUUGGAAAUGAUCAUUGAGCUGUACUUUUCAAAUAGCCAAUAUGUUAGAACAAAAAGUGGGCUUUUUUUCAAGACACCUGAGACAGCCACAUGCAAAGUGUGAUCCUUUAUUGAGAGAAAUAGGAAAAAAAAACUGUAAAAGACAUUUGGGGGAUAUUUAGGGAAAUACAAAGAUGAGAAUAGGUAUUAGAUAAUGUGGUAUGCUUAUUUUUCUUAGAAUAGGUAAGAUGUUGAAUUUAUAUUUCCCUAUCAUAUGCAUGCAAAAGUUUUAAGUUGACAAGUCAUAAUGUCUGCAGGAUAUUUUAAAUUGAAACUGUAGAAUUGAUCAGUGAUUGUUGAAUCUUCGUGGUGGAUAUAGAAUUUCUCAUCGGUCACCCUUUAAACUUGUCUGUAUGUAUGUUUAAAUUUAAUAAAAAU